AUGGAGGCAGACGAAUUAGAGAUGGUUAUUUUGAACAACGCCAUAUCUGAGAAUGACUUGUUCGGCGCAAAAGCAGUCAUUGAUUGCCACCCUAAGGUAUUGGACGUAGAUUUUGGAGCUUCAAGAGGCGAAACACCUCUUCAUAUAGCUGCAAAGUUUGGGCAUGUGGCCAUAGUAGACGAGUUGAUGAAAUUGGUUGGACCAGAAUAUCUUGAAAUAUGGGAUUAUUAUGGCUAUACCCCACUUGCAACAACUGCCACACAUACGGGAUCCAUCCCAAUUGCAACAUGCAUGAUAAACAAAAAUAGCGGGGCACUUACAAUUCCAGCUCAAUGGCCUUGGCUGAUUCCUGUUACCUUGGCUUUUUUUGGUGGCCACAACAAAUUGGGACUUUAUCUCUAUUCUGUCACUCCUUUGCAAGUCUUCAAACCAGAAAACGGCUCUUUUGUGGGUCCUGAGUUUCUCCGAACCUGUUUGAGAAAUGGAGAAUUUGAUAUUGCCUUGCAUUUGCUCCAACGAUGCACGGAGCUGCUUUUUGCUGGUGAUGAGGAUGGGAACUCAACAAUUGCGAAUAUUGCACUCUCUCUUCCUCAUUCUCUUCAUAAAAGUCAACUUCCGUUCUUGAAGCGAUGGGCCUAUCACUCCAUAAUGGCGAAUUAUGAUGAUGACAGUAAAGAUGGUGAAGAUGAAACAACCUCUGGUAUAAUUUAG
This is a messenger RNA of Neltuma alba, 711 nucleotides long. RefSeq lists its product as uncharacterized. Gene Ontology annotation, molecular function: protein binding. Lineage: Eukaryota; Viridiplantae; Streptophyta; Magnoliopsida; Fabales; Fabaceae. The record is from RefSeq and is a predicted model, not a curated record. The transcript is spliced from 3 exons. The coding region runs from base 1 to 711 and encodes 236 amino acids.